Molecule: messenger RNA, 3372 nt
Organism: Tetrahymena thermophila SB210
Lineage: Eukaryota; Ciliophora; Oligohymenophorea; Hymenostomatida; Tetrahymenidae
Product: RNA silencing protein
Exons: 15
Source: RefSeq, a predicted model, not a curated record
AUGGAUUUGAAUUUUUCUGAUGAUGAUGAUGAAUAGGAAAUUUAGCAAUAGCAAGAACCUCAAUAGAUUGAGGAACUAAAUAAACAAGAGGAUAAUUCUUAAUUAGACUAAACAAUUUCUGUCAUUAACACAAAAAAUUAUAAGAUUAAAACUUAAACACCAUUUUCUGCAGAUGAAGUGUAUUCAUAAAUAUAUGCCUAUCUUGAGAGUAAAUAAUCUAAAUUAGUUUGCAUUGAAGUGAAGAUGGAAGUGAAUAAAACUGACAAACUUGAAAAAUCUAAUGAUGAAAGCAUUUAAAUAAUCAAAGGAUCAAUAAGCUAUGAGUUUUUUAAAUUUAGAGAGAUAAAUGAUAAACUAAAAUUCCCUCCUCCAUUAGAUAUUUACUAAAAUAAUAUAAUAUUGGAAAACUAAGAUGAAGAAUUCGAUUUUAAAUUAAAUCCCAAAUAAUAUUCUAGAUUCCCUUUUAUAAAUCCAUCGAAUGAUAUUUUUGAAAAAUCUCAAACUUUUGAUGUAACAAUUUAAGGAGAAGUAUUAGGAUUUGAAAAAGUUAAAUUGAACGAAGUUUAAGGCUUCGAAUUAGAAAAAAAAGAUGGCGAAGAUAAAAUAAGCUAAACAUUUAUUCAAUCUUUUGAGACUGCUUAAGCCAUUAGUUUAGGAUCAUAUGCAAGGGAUUAACAUAAUUAUUAUUUUGAAAGUCUUUAUAAUCUUGGAGAGAAGGAGUGUACAUUUAUACAUCUUGAAUAAUGCUAUGAGUAUCAUAUGUUUACAAUUUUCUUAAACUUUAGAUCGGUUGGCUAAGUAAAAAUAGUUUUAGAUAAACCUAUAAUCUAAGUAGAGGGAUAAUAUAAGUAUCUCAUAGCUACCUCUACACCCAAAUUCUUUGCAAGCACUUAAACAUAUCACUUAAUAAAUUUGGUAGAAGAUAAGAAGCAAUGGUAUCCUAUACAUAAUAUUUUGCUAACUUUACCUAAUAUUUCAACCUAUAUGAAAAUCUACUCAGCUGAAAAUUUUGCUAUUAAAUUAAGUUUAAAAGAAAAAGAAAUUAAAUAAACAAACAAAGACUAACCUUUUACAUAAAAUAUUUUAUAGUUUACUAUUGAUCUAUCAUUCUAAAUUUAAUACAUGUUGUUAGUUCUUCUCUCAAACAAAAAGAUAAGCUUGUUUGAGUUUCCUAAAUUGCAGUAAUGUCUUAAAUAAAUGUGUUAAGGAAAGGCGUUUUUUUUCUUGAAUAAUUUGAUGAACAGAUAAGAGCACUAGAAAAUAACUGAUUUCUUAAAUAUUGACGAAAAUUAAGUUUUACCAGGUCCAGAAUACCAAAUAGUGUACAGAGUCGUUGUUAGUCCUUCUAAAUUUAAUUUUCUCCUUCCAAGCUCUGAGUAUAAUUCUUAUUUAAUAAAAGAAUUAGAAACUGGAGUAAAUGAAACCUAAAAUAUUGUUAGAAUUAUUUUUGAAGGUAAUGAAUCUGAUUUUAUAUAGAGUAUAUAUUAUAGAGAAAUAUUAAUGUCAUUUAAUAUGCUUUCCAAAACUUUUUGUUAUUUUGGAAAAUAAAAUAAUGACGCCUUAUUGAUUGAGGUAAAAACAAUCCCUCAGAACAUGCCUAAUUUAAAAAAGAAAGAUAUAAUGCAACAUUAUAAUAAUGAAUUAUGUCUCAAACUAUAAAAUGUUGGUGAUUACUCUUCAAUUAAAAAUGUAUACGAAUAACAAAUGACGAUAAAUUAAGCUCUUUGGAAAUCUCUUUUUAUUUUUGACGAUAAAGAUAAAAUCUAUAGCAUGGAAAAUCCUUUUUAAUUUGGUUUAAUAAAUGAUCUUAUAUAUAUUAAAAUUCUAGAGUAAAUUAAACAAGAAUUAAAUGUUAAAAUUGAAAAUAUAAAUUGCCUUCUGAUAUAAUUAAAUGGCUGCACUUCUUUAUUCUUUCCUAUGGGCUUAGUUAAAGAGGACAUAGUUUAAUAAUAUAAAAAAAAUUCCUUUAUAUUGCCUAGCGUACAUUGCAACCAUCAAAGCAACAAGAAAAAUAAAUUAUAUUUGAUUGAUUACAACUAAUUAGAAAAGGGAUGGAUUAGUUUAGAAAUUUCAAAAAAGAUAUCUAAUUAAUUUGAAGUAGAACAUAAAUAGUUUUUCAAUGAUUAAGAUUAAAUAUACGAAACUAUCAACUAACUGUUACCUUUAGACAAUAUAUUAACUUAAUGCUCUUAGAAAGUGUUUAGGAAAAAUUUCAAUUAACUUUUAUCAAAUAAGUAUGAUUUAUCAUAAGAAUAUUUUUUCAUGAUAUUAAAAGACAUCUUAGCGAAUAAAAAAAAAAUGCUUUCUCUUGAUAACUAAAGAAUCUAUCCCUAGAACUGUUUUAGAUUAUAUUCAUUUAUUGAUUAAUAAUAAGAGCUAAAAGAAGAUGAAAUUUUUGUUUAAAUAUAGUAAAAUAAUAAAUUUUAAAUUAUUGAAGGUCCAGUUCUUCUAGUUAAUGAGACUGAUUAACAGAUAAUUAUCAAAAAAGUGACUGCAAAAUCUGAUUUAUUCAGUUUGGAUAGUUAUAAAAAAUUUAAAAACAUUGUGGCGGUGAGCUAAUAAAAUCUUAAUUUAUUCAAUCAUAAGCAAAAAAUAACUUUGAUUUAUGGAGAAACAAUAAAUUAGUUAAAGUUGAAUUAGUAAUUAAUUUAAAAAGACAAAAAAAAUGUAAAAGAAUAAGAGGGUAUAAAUGUAAAAAAGUCAGCUAAGAUAUUUUUGGAAUCAAAGACAAAUAGCAAAGAAUCUAAAGAAUUUGACUUAGUAAGACCAAACAUUAUGAAUUAAUUCUCUCAGAAUUAGUUAUUUUUAAAAGCUUUUGAAGAAGAUAUUAAAAUUGAUGAGCAUGAAAUUAUUGAAGCAAAAUAAGAAACAUUUAAAUAGGCUUUAGCUAAUAUCGAAAAAUAUUCUGGAAUUUUUAGCCAGUUUAACUAAAAAUAUGGCUUGAGUUCAAAUUUUAAAAUCUAUGAAUUGCUUUUUGAAGGUAGAAAUAAUACAGAUAUAUAAAUUCUAUAAGAAUUUGAAGAUAUUUUAGUUAAAUUUGCUGAUGAAGCUUUUCAGGAAUCAAUUGAUCAAGAAAUUAAUGAUAAAAAACUGUUUUAUUUAAAUUUUAACAAAAAACUAAUUAAAUCUGAUGAUGAUGAAGAUUUUCAAGAUACCAUGUAAUGCUUAAAACUUACUUCAGGCAUUUAUUAUUUAUGCUUAAUUGCUUGCUUGGCCUAUGCUUAAAAUAAAAAUUUUAACGAAAUAGCUCAAUUAAUUUAAGAAUAAUUCAAAUUUGAUAUUAAAAAUUACAAUUAAUAAAUUCAAAAAAUCUAAGUCAACGAUGGUCUCCUGGGAUUCUUCUGGAUUCUAUGUGUUAAAUAAUUCAUUUGA